This is a messenger RNA of Gambusia affinis (western mosquitofish), 2785 nucleotides long. RefSeq names its product GTP binding protein 1 (gene gtpbp1). The transcript has 14 exons. The record is from RefSeq and is a predicted model, not a curated record. NCBI's taxonomy places the organism in Eukaryota, Metazoa, Chordata, Actinopteri, Cyprinodontiformes, Poeciliidae. The coding region runs from base 261 to 2309 and encodes 682 amino acids. Gene Ontology annotation, molecular function: GTPase activity; translation elongation factor activity; GTP binding. Gene Ontology annotation, biological process: translational elongation.
GCCGUCUGUAUUAUUAUUCAUGAGGUUGUGGCUACUUCCAUCAUUUAGAAAACGUUUCGCUAUAAAGCUCUGACAUUUAACCUGUGUGUUAUUAUCUUCAUUAAUAUGAGCUUUGGUGAAUGUUAUUUUGGUGAUUCUCGGUCUGGUGAAUGCGAGCUUAAAAACCCUUGUGUGUAGAGCAAGCGGCUAGUGUGUUCGAUAGCAAGCCGUCACAACAGUUUGCACAGUCUAGAAUUUAAUACUAUAGAGUUGGCAUCGAAAUGGCAUCAUUAGCAGCAGAGCAUGAGCCAGGAAUAACACCGGGCUCUGGAGCUCUGGCUGAAGCUUUAGUUCCCGCGAGUAUAUUUGCUCCAGACCGGGGAGGAUGUGGAGAAGAGGACGGCGACGAGUGCCUUGAGGACGAGGACAUGACCAAUGGCAAACCCGAGGACCGAAGGAUUGAUUGCAGCAGCAAGCUAGCACUUGUAAGCCCAAACGGGGAGCAGUAUGAUUCGUUACUCCAGCAGCUUCGGGACAGAAUGGAGGAUGGCUGUGGGGAAACCAUCUAUGUGGUUGGAAUGGGUUCUGAUGGUGGUGACUGGGGUCUGGAUGAGAAAGACAUGGAAGCCUCAGUUGCCACAAUACACUCAAUGUGCGAGCAGCUGGACUCUGACCUCAUCCCUCUCAGAGAGCGCACUGAGGCUGCUGGGAUGGUGGUCGACUAUCUGAUUCGGAGGCGUGUGGGUGAGCUGGACUUCCUGGAGGUCAGAGUCGCAGUGGUGGGGAACGUGGACGCCGGCAAGAGCACUCUGCUGGGAGUGUUGACACAUGGCGAGCUGGACAACGGCAGGGGAUUUGCCCGGCAGAAACUUUUCAGGCAUAAACAUGAGAUGGAAAGUGGCAGGACAAGCAGUGUGGGCAACGAUAUCCUGGGCUUCGACCAGGAGGGUCAGGUUGUGAACAAGCCUGACAGUCAUGGAGGAAGCCUGGACUGGACCAAGAUCUGUGAGAAGUCCUCUAAAGUCAUUACCUUCAUAGACUUGGCAGGCCACGAGAAAUACCUCAAGACCACUGUGUUUGGGAUGACUGGACACCUUCCGGACUUCUGCAUGCUUAUGGUUGGCAGUAACGCUGGUAUUGUUGGGAUGACCAAAGAACAUCUUGGGCUGGCUUUAGCUUUGAAUGUGCCAGUCUUCGUAGUGGUAACCAAAAUAGACAUGUGUCCUGCCAACAUCUUACAAGAGACCUUGAAGUUACUCCAAAGGUUACUCAAGUCUCCUGGCUGCAGGAAGAUUCCCGUCCUUGUACAGAACAAAGAUGAUGUGAUAGUCGCAGCUUCAAACUUCAGUUCAGAGAGGAUGUGCCCAAUCUUUCAGAUUUCCAACGUAACUGGUGAGAACAUGGACCUGCUAAAGAUGUUUCUCAACCUGCUCUCCUCCAGAACAUCAUACAGAGACGACCAGCCUGCUGAGUUUCAGAUAGAUGAUACCUACUCUGUUCCGGGAGUAGGAACUGUAGUUUCAGGAACCACCUUACGAGGGCUCAUACGUCUGAAUGACACCAUGCUACUGGGUCCAGAUCCUCUUGGAAGCUUCAUCCCCAUUGCUGUUAAAUCAAUCCACCGCAAACGAAUGCCUGUGAAGGAGGUCAGAGGCGGCCAGACUGCCUCGUUUGCUUUAAAAAAGAUCAAGCGUUCGUCUAUAAGAAAAGGCAUGGUGAUGGUGUCGCCAAAGUUAAACCCUCAGGCAACUUGGGAGUUUGAGGCUGAAAUCCUGGUUCUGCAUCAUCCCACAACAAUAUCCCCCAGAUACCAGGCAAUGGUCCACUGUGGGAGUAUACGACAGACCGCCACCAUCUUGUCCAUGAAUAGAGACUGCUUAAGGACAGGGGACAAGGCUUCAGUUCACUUCCGCUUCAUCAAAACCCCAGAGUACCUUCACUGUGACCAGAGGCUGGUGUUCAGAGAGGGUCGCACCAAGGCUGUGGGAACCAUCACUAAGCUGUUGCACUCCACUAAUAACAUGCCAUCAAACUCCAAACCUCCACAAAUCAAAAUGCAGUCUACAAAAAAGGUGCCACUCAGAAAAGAGGACGGAACCGUGACGACCAGCGAUGAUGCAGCAACGAUAGCACAGCCGGCCGGCUCAAGCACGUCACAGCCAGGGGAGGGAGAUGAUGACCCUCAAAUAAAAGAGGGCAACAAAGAGAACAAGCCAAAGUCUGGGGGAGGUGGAAGGAGAAGGGGUGGCCAAAGACACAAAGGAAAAGGCCAAAAUAGCAGCACCAACUCAAUGGCAGCACCCUCCUCAACAGCAACAGGAAACAGCUGAAUUGUCAUCUUUAAUUUUAAUUUUAUUUUUUUGUUGGAAACCUCCCUCUUUAAUUUCACCAAGUGUCAUUCCACAAACCAAUUAGAUACACACGUUUAGAGCGAGAUUGUCUUAAACCUUGCCUCUUCACACCAGUUUUUUCAGUUUGUUUUUGUACUGAAAAAAAAAAAAAAAGAAAAAAGAGUGAGAGCGAGAGACUGCCUCAGUUAUGCGUUUUAUUGUCAGCUGCCUUCACCGGUUGGAAAAUUUUUGUUUUUAAGAGAGCAGUAAGGUGUUAGAGGCCAGUCUCACUCAGGAUCAGGAGGUAUUUAAGUUUCCAGAAGUCACUGGAAUCAGCCCUUUGGCUGGAAAAAGCGAAGGAGACCAGUUUCAAUAAGUGCAGCUAUAAUUUAAACUCCCUCCUGCAUUCUCUGUGUACUUACAACAAAAUGUGUUGUGCUAUUUAUACUGAAAAUGUAAAUUGUAAAAAUUGGAAA